Lycium ferocissimum is the source of this 2079-nucleotide messenger RNA. RefSeq lists its product as uncharacterized. The record is from RefSeq and is a predicted model, not a curated record. NCBI's taxonomy places the organism in Eukaryota, Viridiplantae, Streptophyta, Magnoliopsida, Solanales, Solanaceae. The transcript is spliced from 17 exons. Bases 168 to 1640 code for a protein of 490 amino acids.
AAAAAUUAUUUGCUUUGGUUUUAAUUUAAAAAUUGCGCUUUAUUAAAAAAAAAAAAAAAUAAGAAUCAACUCAUCAUGGAUAGAGCAAACAAGACGUCAGUGAGCUUAUUCUACAUUUUGUAUUGAAAAGGUUGCAAACUCAACUCGAGUACAGGAUAUUAUCAUCAAUGAAUUUGAUACCGCAGCGCUUCAUUUUUCGUCUUGGAUUUGCCUCUCAAACUUCAAUUCUCAAAGUAAACCAUCCUUGCUCAAUCCCUAGCCAUGGAAGAAGAAAACUUAGUACAAUUACUUUCUCCUUAGCAGUUCCAAAGUCAGGUGAAGAGGUUUUGGUAGUAGUAGGUGGUGGAGCUGCUGGAAUUUACGGUGCUAUUAGGGCCAAGACUAUUGCUCCUAAUCUUAAAGUUGUUGUUAUUGAAAAAGCUAAACCUUUAUCAAAGGUCAAAAUUUCUGGAGGGGGCCGCUGCAAUGUGACUAAUGGGCAUUGUCUUGACAAUAAGAUUUUGGCAGAACAGUAUCCAAGGGGUCAUAAGGAAUUCAGAGGCUCCUUUUUCCAUACUCACGGUCCAAUGGAUACAAUGUCCUGGUUCUCUGAUCAUGGUGUGGCGUUGAAAAUUGAGGAAGACGGAAGGGUCUUUCCCACCAGUGAUAGUUCAUCUACUAUAAUUGAUUGCCUCAUGUCUGAGGCAAAGAGGAGCGGAGUCUUGUUGCAGACUGGAAAAGUUGUUACUGGUGCAUCUUCCACUGCUGAUGGCAAAUUUGCGGUCAAGCUUGAGAAACGUAGUCUUGAUUAUGUGGAGCAGAUUGAAGCUGAUUUUCUACUAAUUGCUAGUGGGAGUAGUAAGCAGGGUUAUGAUCUUGCCACUCAACUUGGUCAUUCUAUUGUGGAACCUGUUCCGAGCCUAUUCACUUUCAAGAUUGAUGACUUGAAGUUAGCAGAACUGUCUGGUGUGACAUUCCCAAAAGUAAAAGCAAAAUUACAGCUAGAAGGCAUCCAGAAGAAUAUACCACAGCUUACUCAGGUAGGACCCAUGAUAGUAACCCACUGGGGACUCAGUGGGCCUGUGGUUCUUAGGCUAUCUGCUUGGGGGGCACGAUAUCUAUCCAGUUCAGACUAUAAGGGUACGCUUUGCGUGGAUUUUACUCCUGAUAUCCAUAUUGAAGAUCUAAAGUCUCUACUCACUCGUCACAAGAGUCAGUUUUUGAGGCAGAAGGUGCUGAAUUCUUAUCCUUCCGAAUUUGCGGUUGUGAAAAGAUUUUGGAAGUAUAUAUUAGAUCGUGAGGGCAUAUGCGGAGACAUGCUGUGGUCGUCCAUUUCCAAUAAUUCGUUAUUCGCUGUCGCUUCUUUGUUAAAAGAUUGUGCAUUUAGCGUGAAGGGAAAGGGCCAAUUUAAGGAUGAGUUUGUCACAGCUGGAGGUGUUCCACUUUCAGAGAUCUACCUUGAUAGAAUGGGAAGCAGGAUCCAUUCUCAUCUCUACUUUGCUGGAGAGGUACUCAAUGUUGAUGGUGUUACUGGUGGCUUCAAUUUUCAGAAUGCUUGGACAGGGGGAUACAUUGCAGGAACAAGUAUCGGUAACCUGGCUGGAGUUGCAUAUAACAGAGUAAAUCAGAAAAAGCAAGCGUAUCAAAAGACUUCUGUGUAAGUUUUUGAAGUAGUGUUCUAUGCCGAAAGUUAUGCUGAAAGCCUUUCGGGAGCUAACAAAUGCUCAAGAAGUCGCUGAAUCAGCUCAGAGAGAAUCUCUUUAGAAUGUACUGAUAGCAUGAGCUCUCUCUUCUUGCAUCAGUGGCUAUCUAUGGAACUAUACUAGUUAAGGUAACAUGCAUAUUGAAGAGGAAAAAAGGACUAAUAUGAGGAGUGGCAGAAUUGUAUAACUAAUUUGGUGCAGCCUAAUUGCUAAUGCCAUAUUUAGAGCACAGUUCAAAUCUCAAGAAGUUUGCUAUUCAGUUGGGCUUUCUCAACUCUUCUAACUUAUGUGCAAAGCUUAAUUAAAACAGAGACGGAGAUAGAAUAUAUAAUCCAGUUUUGCGUUUUUGUUAACCUGACAUCUGCGCAAAUUAGUCUAUUCACAUUUUUUUUAAUCA